AUGCCAAGUCUCGUGGACACCUCAUCGGUGGUGCGGAUCGAGAGUGACCUGGCCGGUGACUUCACCUUGGUGCACGGUGGUAUCAACCUGUGGAUAGGCGAUGAUAUCUUCCCGCCCUUCCUUAGAUUCCGCACAUUUGCAUUGAAUGACAACGACAACGACAACGACAACGACCUCGACAACGACAACGACUACAACAAUUACAAUGACUACGACUACGACAAUGACAACAGCGAAGAAUUUUCCACCUUUGUCGAGGAUCACAUCAAGGAUGGCGUGGCCGUUGGUGUGAUUGUCGUCGGUUGCACCUCCCCGCCCUCAGACCGCGUGUGCAAGACGUUCGCCACACUAGGCGCCGUGGCGAUCAACAAGGUUGACACACUGACCACGCCAAACUACGCCAUGAUCGGUCGCAACGUCAGCCCUGUAUGCGUCAAGAGUGAUAUCUUUGACGUCGAGCCUGAAACCGACGACGACGAUGGCAUCAACCCGUCAGAUGACAUCGUGCAACCCCUCGGUCUGGCAAUGCCACUCCUCGCAAAACCAGAGGAGCCACUGAGCCUUCCCGAUUUUGUGAUCGUCAAGCUUGUGCCACCGUGGCUGACGGAUGACAUUGACGUGGCAGUCCUCAGUCUCACAUGCAGACGCUACUAUGACCUCCUUGGCAGACGCUGGAGCACGCCUGUCCAGGUGCCCGAUGGCCUCGCCCCGACACUACUCACAUUCACAUCGAAGCCAAAGGCACCCCCUGCAGCCAGGCGACAUCCCACCAACAAUCACGCGACUCGCGUUCGAGGAGACUUUCAACCUGCACAGAAUACUGCGGCCUGGUUCGCUGCCCCACUCCAUCACCGAUCUCGCUCUGGGCAGCACAGCGCUCACUCUCAUGGACAAAUACUAUGA
This is a messenger RNA of Acytostelium subglobosum LB1, 903 nucleotides long. RefSeq lists its product as hypothetical. Bases 1 to 903 code for a protein of 300 amino acids. The record is from RefSeq and is a predicted model, not a curated record. Lineage: Eukaryota; Evosea; Eumycetozoa; Acytosteliales; Acytosteliaceae. The transcript has a single exon.